Messenger RNA from Clarias gariepinus (North African catfish), 3136 nucleotides. It is a transcript of the gene capn5b, whose product is annotated as calpain 5b. The record is from RefSeq and is a predicted model, not a curated record. Gene Ontology annotation, biological process: proteolysis. Gene Ontology annotation, cellular component: cytoplasm. Bases 126 to 2054 code for a protein of 642 amino acids. NCBI's taxonomy places the organism in Eukaryota, Metazoa, Chordata, Actinopteri, Siluriformes, Clariidae. The transcript is spliced from 13 exons. Gene Ontology annotation, molecular function: calcium-dependent cysteine-type endopeptidase activity.
GAGAAGGAGGAGGAGGUUUGGGUCGCCGCUGCAUCCCCGGAGGAGCGGAGCGAACAAGAGAAGAGAGGAGAAGAGAAGAGAAAACGCCGCGGAGGGAGCGGAGCGGUGCAGCUGCAGUUUGAAGGAUGUUCUCCUCGGUGAAGGCCUUUGAGGGGCAGCAGUAUUCGGUGCUGAAGAAGCAGUGCCUGCAAAGUGGUACUCUGUUUGAAGAUCCAUUGUUCCCCGCUGUGGAUGACUCGCUGUUCUAUCAGGGGAACCGCAUCGGACGUGUGCAUUGGAAAAGACCUGCGGAGCUGUGUGAUGAUCCGCACUUGUUCGUGGAUGGGAUCAGCGCUCAUGACCUGCACCAAGGGCAGCUGGGGAACUGCUGGUUUGUGGCGGCGUGUUCCAGCCUGGCGUCGCGCGAGUCUCUGUGGCAGAAAGUUAUCCCUGACUGGAAAGAGCAGGAAUGGGAUCAGGAGAAACCAGACUCUUAUGCAGGAAUCUUUCACUUCCGCUUCUGGCGCUUUGGCGAAUGGGUGGACGUGGUGAUCGAUGACCGCUUGCCCACGGUGGACAAUCAGCUGGUGUACUGCCACUCUAACGACAGCAAUGAGUUCUGGAGCGCAAUGGUGGAGAAAGCUUAUGCCAAAGUGUAUGGUUGCUAUGAAGCUCUGGAUGGCGGAAACACAGCUGAUGCUUUAGUGGAUUUUACCGGCGGGGUCUCAGAGCCGGUGGACCUGCUGGAAGGACUGUAUGCUCAGGAUGAGGCAGCCAGACACCAGCUGUUCGAGAGAGUGCUAAAGGUCCACAAUCGGGAUGGAUUAAUCAGCUGCUCCAUCAGGGCAACCACAGUGGAGGACAUGGAGGCUCGGCUGGACUGCGGUCUGGUCAAAGGUCAUGCUUACGCAGUCACCGACGUUCGGAAAGUGCGCUUGGGGCAUGGCUUGUUGGCGUUUUUUAAAUCUGAGAAGUUGCACAUGAUUCGAAUGAGGAACCCCUGGGGCGAGAAGGAAUGGAGCGGGCCAUGGAGCGACAGCUCGGAGGAAUGGAAUAAGGUGAGCAAGAGCGAGAGGGAAAAGCUGGGCGUCACGGUGCAGGAUGACGGAGAGUUCUGGAUGAACUUUGAGGAUUUCUCUCACUACUUUACUGACCUCAUCCUGUGUCGGCUCAUCAACACGUCCUACCUGAGCAUCCAUAAAACCUGGGAGGAGGAGGUGAUGAGAGGAUCAUGGAUUUACCGAGACGACCCUCUGCGAAACCGCUCAGGGGGCUGCAUUAAUCACAAAGCCACUUUUCUGCAGAAUCCUCAGUACGUGUUUGACGUGAGGAAGGUCGAGGACGAGGUCUUGAUCUGCCUGCAGCAGAAGGAUAAAAGAGCGACUCCCAAAGAAGGCAAAGGAGAAAACUUGGCUAUCGGCUUCGACAUCCAUCGGGUGGAACUAAACAGAAAGUACCGCAUGCACACUGCCCAGCAAAAGGUCGCAGGUUCCAUCUACAUCAACUCUCGCUGCGUCUUUCUGAGGAAGGAACUGAAAGAGGGCCGCUAUGUCAUCAUCCCUACCACCUUCGACCCAGGCCAGCAGGGAGACUUCUUGCUCCGGGUAUUCACAGAUGUGCCUUCAGACUGCAAAGAGUUGACUCUGGAUGAGCCUCCUCAGACGUGCUGGACAGGGAUGUGUGGAUAUCCUCAACUGGUCACUCAGGUGCACGUGCUGAGUGCUGAGGGGCUGCAGGGUCAAGACUCUAAUGGAGGCUCAGAUCCGUAUGUGAUUAUCACCUGUGAGGGAGAGAAAGUUCGAUCACCUGUGCAUAAGGACACCCGAUGUCCCAACUUCGACAUCAAGGGAGUGUUCUAUCGCAAAAAGCCAAAAGAAGGCAUUCACAUUGAGAUCUACAAUAAGAAUGUGAUUGUAGACACCUUCCUGGGUCAGGUGACCCUCUUCAGUGACCCGAAUGACAGACAAGAGCAGCACAUCGUCCACCUAAGAGACAAAGGCAGCCGCCAAGAUAACGACCUUCCCGGGAUGCUGACCGUUCGCCUGAUCACCUGCACCAUGUUAACCAACAUCUGACACUUUAAUGAACAUGACCCCACCCCUGAACUUUACCUUCUGUUUCCUUCUUUCUUUUGAUGGUCUGCAGUCAAUGCAUUCCCCAUCCCUUACUGAAUACCCGUAUCAUUUUGCAGUGCUCAUAGUAUUCAUAAGGGCUACACAUUAGUCGUGCAUGAGCAGCUGAGGUCGGUUCGGUAUUGGGACUAAUUGCGGAGUCUUCGUCAAGCAAUCAGCCGCAUGGUUUCCGUUGCCAGCUUACCUUGACAAAAAUUACUUCUUGCCAUCAAUCUUGUGCUCCUUCCUGGUGUUUGGAUCAGUUUAUACUUACAUUCCUAACUCACACUGAAGACCACUUAUGAAAAAAAAAUGAAACAGUUAUGGAUGCCUUGGCCAGCGCAUGACUCACUCGACAUGCUUUCUGAUUUACAACAAAGUUGACUCGAGUGCCUCUGAAUUGUGUGGAUUCUUCAAAAUCUUUACACUGGAUGAUCUUUGGAUGUGCAGCAGCAUGCUUGGUGUAGCUUUGCAACAGUACCAAGAAAUAGAGGCUCAGAGUUCAGCCACGACCAACUGCCUCCAGGGACCAAAAGCCCACCCAUACUCCAUCGCCAUAGUAACGCCACUGCCUGAAGACCAUGACAGUUUGAACAGCUUAUGUAUGCCUGUGUGUGCGAGUGUGUGUGCGUGUGCAUGUGUGUGCGUAUGCUGAUCUGAAUAAACCCCCUCAAAGGUCAUGCAUGUGUAAACGAACUACAUAAAUUCCAGCAGUGUUUUAGAGUGGAGAGCAGUCUUGAGGACACGAACAUGUGUAUACACGCUUCUCAUGUAUACUUCACUCGUGAGACUGUGACGUGAUGUGACAGACUGCUGGGUCUCUUCAGCUCUUGCCAAACAGCAUGUGCCACGACGCGAGUGCUAUUAGAACUGUUCUUCCGCUCCACCAGGGGUUGCUCUACUAAUGCUCUAGGAACAGCUGAUUCUUGAACGUCCUUUCCGAUUGCUGAUGUGCCCUUUUACUAUGAACUGCUACAAAGCUAUUUAUAUACAGUGACUACCGUUACCAGCUUAUGUGUUGCUAGAAUUUUAGUUGCUUGUGUUAU